AUGUCAGCCCAGACAGGCUUGUCGCUUGUCUACCCCCUCACUUGCAAUAUGCGUGCCUAUAUUGGUGAAGCAGAAUUACGUGAAGAGGAUAUGCGACAUGUUCACGAUUUCCUGAUAUCUCACUUUCUGCAUUGGAUUGAAGCGCUCAGCUUGAUGGGACAGGGCUUGGAGAGCAUCAAACUCAUGAACAUUUUGAUCUCAGUUGUUAGCAACCAAGAUUCCCCAGAGUUGCUGGCAUUCCUCCACGACGCCCGCCGAUAUGUGCGGACGUAUUCAUUUGCCUUUGAUUCCUUCCCCCUACAACUCUAUUCCUCUCUCUUAUUAUUCGCACCGAAGAAUAGUCCAAUUCGAGACAUAUUUCAACAAUAUAUCCCAGAAUGGAUCACUGCACGACCACAAAUUGAUAAUGAAUGGGGUCGAUGUUUGCAGACACUUGAGGGCCACAGGGGGACUGUCAACUCCGUUACUUUCUCACCCGACUCAACCUUGAUCGCUUCGGCAUCAUCGGAUAAAUCUGUGAGAUUCUGGAAUUCAGCAACAGGAGAAUGCCCAUUGAUCAUAUCGCAUGAAGAACCUGUUCGGGAAGCCCUCUUUAUGCCAGACCCUGGGUCAAUAGCAACGGUGUCCGGUAGCAAGGUCCAGCAAUGGCAUGUGAAGACAGGGGCACGUUUACAACACCGCCAGGACUGUGGGAUUGACGCUAAGCUCACUUUCAUGGACGGCUUAAUAACCACUUGGGAAACGCACGAUUGGGGAAUUUUCGGGAUCAAAAAGAUGGACGAACCCGAGGUUCUAACAGACUCUGGGAGCCAAAUUAAGGCUGCAUGUCUGUCUCAUGAUGCCAAGUGGCUCGCCGUGGCUGACCAUGAAAAAAUCCGAAUCGUUCAUACAAAAAGUGGUCAGCGCGCUUGGGAGUUGCACCACGACGAAGAUUAUGGCAUUGAUUCAAUGGCUCUUUCUCAUGAUUCUAAAAUGCUAGCAAUAAUCCCAGUACUUGGAUCCAUUACACUUUGGGACGUUGAUACGGGGGAUAGACUACAGAAGAUGAGCAACUACUCUGUGGUCGACGUGGUGAGGUUCUCUCACAAUUCAGCACUAUUAGCCACAGGAUCAAACAAUGGGACAGUCGAGCUUUGGCAUACCGACACGGGAAAACGUUUUCUGAUUUUGAAAGGGCAUAGCAACGGGGUCAAGUCUAUCGCAUUUUCUCACGACUCCACCCUCCUCGCCUCGGCAUCUGUUGAUAUGACCAUUCGGGUAUGGGAUGUUGAUACUCGAGAAGUUUCUGCUCCAACUGGUGAUUAUAUUGAAAGAACUGAAACGCUUGUUUUCUCUAAUGACUUCAAGGUAAUUGCAUCGGGUUCGUCAAAAGGCACGAGACGACUGUGGGAUACGGCCACGGGCAAGUGUCUCCGUGAAUUCGACAAAAAUUCAGAGAGCACUCUUGCGGUGGCUUUCUCACCCGAUUCACAGCUCCUUGCCUCGAUCCCAUCUGAUGGAACUAUUCACGUGUUGAGGGUUCAGACUGGGGAACGUAUUCAUGCCUUGACCGCGGAGGGCUACGGCAGAGUGACCGUAGUGGCGUUCUCACCUGACUCAAAUCUCAUCGCGGGAGGUACUUUUGAGGGAAAUGUGUGCUUGUGGGAUGUUUCCACGGGCCAGUGUUCCAGCACACGAAUCCACCACCCUGACAUGAUUACCUCAGUGGCAUUCUCCGCAGACUCGACCAUCCUGGUGUCGUUAUCUCUUGAUGCGUCUAUUCAGAUCGUGGGUCUUGAAUCUGGACACUAUUACGAAAUAAUUACGCACUACAAUGACAGAAUUUGUUCCUUCGCAUUGUCGAAUGACUCUUCACGACUGGUUACAGCGUUAACUGAUAAAACAGCGAAACUGUGGGACGUGGAAUCCGGAAACUGCAUCCAGACCUUUCAGGGUCACAAGGAUGAUAUCCGUGCAGUCACCCUGUCCGAAGACUCCAAAUCUAUCAUAUCGGCCUCUUUAGAUGGGACAUGCCGGGUUUGGGAUUCGUCGACCGGUGAAUGCCGUCAAGUUGUUCCGAUUCCAAAAACCUGCACCUCGAUCUCAUUUCGGCAAGGAGUCAACCGAAACUGGAAUUUGGUCACAAAUGCUGGUAUAAUUCCCACUAACCGUCCCUUAUCAGACGUGAAUAUUGAGCCGUUGUCGGCUGAAUUCUCUGGGCUUGGGAUCUCAAGUGACUAUAGCUGGAUCACGUUCAACGACGAGAACCUUCUCUGGCUGCCUGGCGAAUUUAGGCCGAAUGAGAAGUCUCCUAUCGUAAUAUCCAAUUCAACAGUGGUUAUUGGCCUUCAUUCAGGGAGAGUCACAAUUAUUGGGUUCAGAUCGGGUCUGUUGGGUUCCUCAUUUCAGUCCCCCAUAACCACCACCACCAGGAGUCAUAAUAACAACCCUAUCACCAGCACCCAUCUUCACACUGCCCUUCCCGCCCAUGUUGACAACUCUGUCUUGCUUUGUCCACUUGUCAGUUGUCAGCCACAGAUUCAGACCAGUGGCUCCAGCCUCGCCGCCCUCCAUCCCGUACGGGCGAUGGACACGACGCUCCGAGAGGAUUGA
Molecule: messenger RNA, 2592 nt
Organism: Clonostachys rhizophaga
Lineage: Eukaryota; Fungi; Ascomycota; Sordariomycetes; Hypocreales; Bionectriaceae
Source: the annotation of a GenBank genome assembly